AGCGUAAUAUUCCCACCGUUUUUUCUCCCUCCGUGAACAGCCGAAAAAACAAGGGCAUCCAUCGCUCUCUCCAUCUUCCUCUCAUCUCCUCCGUCAGCCUGAAACACUUCCCCCCCCUUUUUUUUCCUACUGUGUUUGUAAAAGAGCAUUCCGCGCGUGUGAGUGCGUGUGUGUGCGCGUGUGUGUCCUCCUCUCUACCUGGAAGGUUUGUUUUUUACGCAGGGGGGGAAUCACCGAGCCGAGAGAGGCGGAUGCUGCGAGCGUAGAGGCUGGGUACCAACCAGGAGUAUCACCGCACUCAACACGCGAAUAAGCACAAGCCAUGGAUCGAGACAGAGUACCAGGGGAUUGUCAUGGAGAACGACAACACCGUGCUGCUCAAUCCCCCUCUCUUUGCCCUGGACAAAGACGCUCCACUACACUACGCUGGUGAAAUCUGUGGCUUCCGGGUUCAUAAUGGCCCCUCAGGCUCGGGUUCAGUCCAGUUUGAAGCCGUGGUUCUCGACCGAUCCACUGGAGAGGGUCUGGUCCGGUCCAAGGAGCCGCUGGACUGCGAGAGCCAGCGAGAGCACAGCUUCACCAUCCAGGCCUACGACUGCGGAGAGGGACCUGAUGGAGUUAACAGCAAGAAAUCACACAAGGCCACCGUGCAUGUUCGUGUUAACGACGUCAACGAGUUCUCCCCCGUGUUCGUCGAGCGUCGCUACGAAGCUUCGGUCCCCGAGGGGCGCCUGUUUGACCGGAUUGUGCGUGUGGAGGCUCUGGAUGCUGACUGUUCCCCUCAGUACAGCCAGAUCUGUUUCUAUGACAUCAUCACUCCCAAUGUGCCCUUCGCUAUUGACAACGAUGGCAACAUUAAAAACACAGAGCCUUUGGAUUCAAAGCAUCAGCGUGUUCACACUUUCUGGGUGACUGCCUUCGACUGCGGGAAGAACCGUGCGCAAGCUGACGCCCAGGUUGUCGUCACCGUCAAACCGUCCUGCAAACCUGGCUGGAUGGGAUGGACCAAGCGUGUAGAGUACACACCCGGCUCUGGAAGCAUCCCCCUGUUCCCCAGCCUGCAUCUGGAGACCUGUGAGGAGACCGUGUGGAACAUCCAGGCCACCGUAGAGCUCCAAACCGGCCACAUCGGCAAGGGCUGCGACAGGGACAGCUACUCUGACAGAUCUGUGCGACGUCUGUGUGGUGCUGUGAGGGGUGAGGUAGACCUCCUCCCACCUCCGUCCCCCACUGCCAACUGGACCGCAGCUCUGCCCACUCUCCCUUCCUCUGACUCAUCUCUGGUCUUCUCCUUCAACGGGUCAAACCAUGUGGCCGUGGUGCCGGAUUCUGUUGUCUCUGCAUUAUCGGGCGACCACUUCACCCUGCAGCUGUGGAUGCGAAGGGGCGGGGCUAACAUCCAGCCUACAACCACUCAGACCAGAGGAAACCGCAAGGAGGAGGAAACUAUUGUGUGCAGCACUGUCAGGAAUGAUGACUCCUUCUCCCACUACUCCCUCUCCGUCCAUGGCUGCCGUCUCUCCCUCUUCUACUGGCCCGAUGUCUCAGCCGCGCGGCCUGUCAAGUUCCUGUGGAAACUGGAGCAGGUGUGUGACAGCGAGUGGCAUCAUCUUUCCCUCAGUGUCCAGUUCCCCUCAGUGACCCUGUACGUCGAUGGUGUGACCUUUGACCCCGCCCUCAUCCACGACAACGGAGCCAUCCCUAACCCUGUCCCUCGCCAGAGGAUGUUCAUUGGCGCCUGCUGGGAGCCAGAAGAGAAGCAGAAGGAGAUUCUAAACAACACCAUCCCAGAAGGGAAAGACUCAGUGAAGUAUGUGGGAGGGUACCAUGGCCUGUUGUCAGGAGUGACGGUGCGUCCGGGCAGUGUGGAGCCUCACAGCGUGGUCGAGUGUCUGUACGCCUGCAGGGAAGGACUGGACUUUGGAGACCUGGAGACUCUGGGCUCCGGCAUGAAGGUUCAUGUAAACCCCAGUCAGUCAGUGUUGGUGCUGGAGGGAGACGACAUUGAGAGCUUUAACCGUGCUGUGCAGCAGGUCACUUACAGGAACUCUCUACGCUUUGCAACCCCUGGAGUCCGACCCCUCAAACUGACCACCUCACUCAGAUGCUUCAACGAGGAGAGCUGCUUGUCCCUCAAGCAGCUGGAGGGAUACCUGGUGGUUCUGCAGCCUGACGCCCCUCAGAUCUCUCUGUCAGGGGUCGGCCCUCAUCUGGCUCGUCCUGUCUCUGAGUUUGAAGGUCCCCGUGGUGUGCCCCUUUUCCCUGAGCUCAGGAUUGUCUGCUCCCUGUCUCAUGCUGUCAACACGGCUGCACAGGGGAUGGAGGGCGGAGCUCUGAUGUCUGACGCAGUGGCUCACACUCUGGAUGGCUGUGAGGUCCAGCCACUUGGAGAGGAGCUAAACCCAGAGAGGGAGGAGCUUCUGGUGGACAUGGAUGUUGUUCGGGAGAGGGGACUGGAAAUCAUCAAUACUACUGCUUAUAUUGCCAUCACAGGAGCUGAAUCUAUCUCUGUGUACGAGGACGUCCUCCGCUCAGUGCGCUACCGACUGGCCAAAGGCUCAGCCCGUUUUGAGAGGCGGUUCCGUCUGUCCUGCUCUGAGAUGAACGGCAGAUACACCAGCAAUGAGCUGACCCUGGAGGUGAAUUUCCUCCACUUUGAGGACAGUCAGUACCACCCAUCUCACCUGCUGGCCUCCCAGAAGCAGUUCCUGCACCCAUCCCACCAUGCUGGAGAGCUGAGCGGACACACACUGCCCAACCCACACCGCAACUCAGUGGUGCCAGGAGCAGCCACUGUCAUCAUAAUGGUGUGUGUUGGUUUCCUGGUUGUCAUGGUGAUCCUGGGAGUGUUCCGAAUUCGCUCCAUCCACCGCCGUGGGGAAGGUUCCAGGGGCGGAGCUAAGGAAGGGAGCAGCCAAUGGGACGACUCUGCCCUCACCAUCAUCGUCAACCCCAUGGAGUCCUACGAGUCUCGCAUGGGCAUCUCUGCGGACACAGAGGGAGAAGGAGAGGAAGACGAGGAGGUAGCGGAGUCACCUGACGACGCUAGCGACGACCAGCGAAUCAUCAUCAAGAAGGAGGGGAGGGACGGAAACACCCGCCGCUACUGAGCCGCCAGUUCUCAUGGAAACCACAAACCGGCUCACCAGUCACACACUCCAACACGUUUUAAUAUCGACGACUGCUGACACCACUAGUAUAAGGAAUGUAUGCUUACAAACACAACGCACAACACAGUCACUGUAAUACACCUGACACUCGACGCCAUAUGUGACCUAUAGCCAACAAAGGGCCAAUUUUUCUCCACUUAAAUGUUCUAUGGCACAAUGUAUACAGUUCAUGUAAUUUAACCGCCUGAGCAAAACCCACCAAAAAAUAUGUGGUGCACCAGUUUUUAAUCACAAGAUGGUAAUGUGUCUGUAUAGUGUAUUACUGGUUGAAUGAGACUGCUUUUGUUUAAAAAAGAAAAAAAGAUUGUAUUUUAUCUUUUGUUAUUGAACAUAGAAUGAAAUCUAUACAAAGUGAAACCUGGAACAACAUGCAGGCUGUGAGGCAAAGAUACAAAGCCUUUAUCCCCACUUUUCUCUGCACUCCCCUUAUUAGACUCCAGAAGUCUGUGCACAAGCUCUCUGCAAUCCCCCUCUCAACACAUUCCUUUACAGCCGCAGAGCAAAGUCAGUGAGGUCAGAAAUUCAUUCAUAAAAAAAAAAAAACUUAAAAGAAACACUACGCUUGCAGUUUUUUUUUUUUUCAUCUGGUAUUGUGGCUCAUUUAGUGCUUCAGCUCCUGACUAAGUUUUACACUGGGCUGGUGUUAAACUGACAUUUCCAAGGACUAUCAAACUCACACCUCAUUCUUUACAUAAACUCUGCAAUACUCCAAAAAUACAACAUAAAAAGCCUACAAGUGUUGAGUCCAUUCAUCAUCAUUACGGGUUCAAAUUGGAAUCUCUGCAAAGUUUCAGUUUGUGUCUCUAAAUGACUAACAACAUAUUUCAACAAACCUGGUGCAACCUCACCUCUAACCCACUCCUCACAGUGACCACAGGAAUGUCUCUUAAUGACUCUCACUGCACUCUUUCACUCACUGCACAUUGCUCUUACAAUUACUGCAAGACGUCACGUGCAAAAAAAAAAAAAAAGAGUCACACACACACACACACACACACACACACACACAUACACACAGACACUACACACUCCAUAAUGCUACUACCCCUGCUGUUUCCAGAAUGUCCGCUCAGCUUGGGCAGUUUUGAUUGUAUUGAUUGUAAUGAAUUUUCUGUACAUACAGUGAUGAAUAUUAUAAUAUUGUUAUUACUAUUAUUAUUAUUGCAGCCACACUUUAAAGAGGGAGCAGAUUCUGAUUUACUUUUUCCCCCCGCUCCAUUAUUUAAGUGACCACUUUUACAGCAUCAGAAAACAGUAAAUUAAUGAUAAUAAUAGUAGUAGUGAUAAGGAUGAUAAUCCCUGGCUUGAUGAGUGUCUCUUAAGUUGUGUGUAAUAUUGUUGUAAUUUAAGAACUUGUCAAUAUCUGAAUCACAGAAAAAUGGAGGGCACAUUGUUGCGAUACUUAGACACGUCUCACUCAUUUCAUCUGUCACAUUUUUUCUGUAACUUUUUCACGAUUCAAAUCCAAACUGUUUUUAUUUUUUCACUCCAUGCAAUAUCUUCAGUUCAAUGAAUGUACAACUAUGUGCUUCUCCUCACCUUACCCCCCCACCCCCUCUGCUUUUCCCCUCACCUCUCCCUCUGUGUCUCUUGCUGUCUGUCUGUGUAGCCUAUCAAUGUGCAGUGCUAAACCUGUCAGUAAAUAAAGCCUGUUGUUUUUGACUGUGAUGUUAAGGAGGAAGAAAACAUUGCAUUGAUUAAUAACUUAUAUUAUUACUAUGUUACUAUCAGAAAAUUACCUGUAAUUAAUGAUACAAUGAUGACAUGGAUUAUGCUGACUAAUUGUUAUUGAGAACUGUCAGAAAACAUUACAAAAUUCAUAAUAAAAACACUAUAUGACGUCUC
Molecule: messenger RNA, 5015 nt
Organism: Notolabrus celidotus (New Zealand spotty)
Lineage: Eukaryota; Metazoa; Chordata; Actinopteri; Labriformes; Labridae
Gene: clstn3
Product: calsyntenin 3
Exons: 18
Coding region: 354-3110 (918 amino acids)
Biological process (GO): positive regulation of synapse assembly; homophilic cell-cell adhesion; positive regulation of synaptic transmission
Cellular component (GO): cell surface; postsynaptic membrane
Molecular function (GO): X11-like protein binding; calcium ion binding; amyloid-beta binding
Source: RefSeq, a predicted model, not a curated record